AUGCCUCCUGAUCGAGUUUUUGGUCUAAUUGAACGUGUUAUUAAAAAAAAUACAACUAUCUGCGAACCAGAAGAGUAUUACAAGAUUAUAGAAGAAUAUUCAGUACUAAAGGUUUUGGGAAAAGACUGGCAUGCUUAUGAUUGGAAAGCGGCUGUUCAGAAUAUUAUCAAACCGCCCGGAACUUGGCAUUUCCAAUUCAAUCCAACAAAAAGGUUUCUGAUAACAAGAGACCAUAGUCAGAAGAUUGCUUUAAUUCAAGAAGAAGCAAACUAUCGCAUAAAUUUAGGAAUGGCUAGAAGUGUCUGUAAAAAAAGCAAAAGAAUAUUGUCCAUCGCACCAAAAAAACUAGUCUCUGGGCGUACUGUUAAUAACGACAAGAAACAAUCCAUUAACCGUUUGUUAACCAAUCAUUAUGGUCCUGAUUGGAAAUCUUUGCAAAAUCUAAUAUUCUAUAAGGAUGCAAUGGAGAACAACAUAAUCCAAACAGGCUCUUCUACAAUGACAGAAGAAUUCAUCUGCGACCAAACCCCUGUGGAUGACACACGUUUUGUUUAA
Messenger RNA from Acanthoscelides obtectus, 555 nucleotides. NCBI's taxonomy places the organism in Eukaryota, Metazoa, Arthropoda, Insecta, Coleoptera, Chrysomelidae. The record is from the annotation of a GenBank genome assembly.